GGAUCAAAGCAGUUGGCCGCCUCCGCCGCCGCUGGGAGGGCCCUUUGCCCUCGCUCCCCGCUCCCUUGUGGCUCUGUGUGUGUGUGUCCGUCCGGAGCCAUGUGACCGGGGACGGUGACAAGGCACUUUUUCCCUCCUGCUGAGUCACCGUCCCUUGUCUGAAGGGAAAGGGAGGGAAGGAAGGAGAGAGGCGCCGCAGACACUGCCCGGGUCGAUUCCCUUCCUCUUCUCCUUCCUCAGGACCCGGCGGCCAGUGGCUUCCAGCGGGCGGAGAGAGCAGCCUACAUAAGCGCACAUGGGGACCGAGAGCGGCAGCGCCGGGGUGCUGCUGGGGCAAGCGGGCACCCUCAACCUGCAGACGGGCAACCUGCUCAACUGGGGGCGCCUGAGGAAGAAGUGCCCGGCCACCCCCAGCGAGGAGCUGCGGGAUUGCAUUCAGAAAACCUUAAAUGAGUGGAGUUCAAAGAUCAGCCCAGAUCUAUUGCAAGAGCUGCCCGAAACCCUUGAAUGUACUCUAGCCCAAGCAAUAGAAAAGAUCAAUCCUGAAGAAAGGGAAGAACUGAAAGUUUCAGCAAAAUUGUUUAUCGCGGGAUCAAACACUUCAUCAAUCAGAGAAGCAGUCAGUAUGACAUGUUCUGCCCUUGGUGUUGACCAGUUAGAUUCUGUGAUAAUUGCUCCUCCUCCAACCGAAGAUGGAAUUAAUCUUUCCUUAGAAUAUUUACAACCUUACUGGGCAGAGCUUGAAAACUUAGUUCAAAACAAAAAGAUUGUUGCCAUAGGGACUUCUGAUCUAGAUAAAGCACUGUUGGAGCAACUAUUCUUGUGGGCGCAGGUGAAACCAAGCAGUAACCAGGUGAAUCUUGCAUCCUGUUGUGUGAUGCCACCAGAUCUGACUGCAUUUGCUAAAGAGUUUGAUAUCCAGCUUUUGACUCAUAAUGAUCCAAAAGAACUCCUUUCCGAAGCAAGCUUCCAAGAAACACUUCAGGAGAGUAUCCCAGAUUGCCAAGUGCAUGAAUGGACUCCACUGUGGCUUCUGCGAUAUUCAGUCAUUGUUAAGAGCAGAGGAGUCAUCAAAUCCAAAGGCUACAUCUUGCAAGCUAAAAGAAUCCCAGCAUCUUAAGAUGGACCUAGGCAUUAACCUGCUCUGAAAGACCCUGUCUCUGCUAGAUAAUUGCACCAAGAUGCAAACUGGAAUUUGUAAAGACCAAAAUGUUUUAUUAUCAAGUAGUCAGUGAAGCCCAAAUUACAUAUUGGAUUAAGAGUCUGAUACCCUAUUUCUCUGCCAGUUUCUUUUUAUUUCAUACAUGUGUGUUUUGUGUUGAGUUCAGCUUGCUCACUUGUGAAAUAUUAUUUUUCAUUAACUGUUCAGCUGAUUUAGAGAUUAUAUAUAAAAAUAUUUGAAAUAUUUUAAUGACUAAUAUAAACAGAAUUUGACUAGGUAUAUUUUGAUUGAAAUAUUUCUGUUUGCAAGGAGUAAUGUAACUUGUUAAACCUUAUUGCUGCUAAGCGGACAGCAGAGUAAAUUUGGGAACACUGGUGGAAUGAGCACUCUGAUUUUAAACCAGAGAUGUAAAAUUCAGUGUAUGCAAGUAAAUUGUUUAAUAUAUUCAUGAAUGUAUAUGGUUUCCCCACCACUCCAGUCAUAAUACAGUGUAAUACUUGUAUUAUGUAACUUUUUUCUUCUAUCAUGUCUAUACUACAUUUCUCUUGAUAUAUGCCCAGGGACAUGGUAUUUCUGUAUUGGAGAGCACUGGUCAAAAAUAGAAUUAACUUUGUCAAAGUUUGCCUAGUUUCAUUUUGCCAGUGCUAAAGCAUGAUUUAUAUUUUGAGACCCAUAGAAAGAUGAUUGGCUUUAUAUAUAACCUUGACAUUACAUACAUGAUCAGGGGUUCCCAAAAUUUGAGUCUCUAGGGCUGUUUUUGAACUACAUUUCCCAUCAUCUCUGAUCACUUGUCCUGCUAGCUAGGGGUGAUGGGAGUUGUAGUCCCAAAAAAAGCAGGAGAUCCAAUUCUGUCUGAAAAUCAGAGCUGUCAUAGUUAAACGAAAAUUAGUUUGGGUUGGUUCCAGACUGAAUAAGCGUAUACCACUGAAAUAAAUGGAAUUUGUUACUCAUGACUGACUUAAAUUGUGAUGAUUUACAGCAGGUCCACUCAAAGCGUAACUAAGGGCUCAUCCACACUUUUGCUUUUCCCACCACUUUAUCCUGGGAAAACUUAUUCACUGCUGAAUCAGAGCAGAUGUCAGUUGGGUUUUCAAUGGAUUGAAGUUUCCUCUGAUUCAGCAAUAAAGAGCGGGUUUUCCUGGGGAAAGUGGUAGGGCAAAUGGAAAACUACUUGGACCUGUGCAAAGCAUAGGCAAGCCCUUUGUGUAGCAUCAACCCUUUGUUUUUGUCAACUAGUUUGGGCAUUCAGUGCUCUGGACUGCUUUUAACCUAUGGAAACGUCUAUAACUGAAGCAGUUUUCUAGUUUUACAUUUAGUGUACAGCCAAAUACAUUUUGAAGCUUUUAUGCCAUUUGAGGAAGGUUAACUUUUGUAUUUGUAUAUGCAUACCUAUUUAAUGCACUAAUGACAGGUUUCAUGAGGGGUGGUAAAUUGUUAUCUGAAGUCCAGAGUUUUACAUUCUAAUUAAAAAUGGCAUCAUAAUGGGUAGCUAGAAAGAGUAAAUGCUUUUGUCUAUCAUAUCCUGUUUACAUACUUUAAUCCAUUCCAGUGGGCAAACUUCUCAAGUUUUUGUAAAGUUUUUGAAUAAGGGGAUUUAAGCAUGUGGUGAUGUUUGGGUCCUGAAAUGUUUUAAGUAAAGCUUCUCAGACAGGAUUCUGGUGUAAACUUUGAUUUGCAGCAUAAAUAUCCAAGUAACUCUGGCGACAUUGCUAAAAAUAGUAUGUACUGAAUUUGCAGGAAGUCUGUUUAUGGAAAUUAGGGGUUGCAGAACAAAAGAUGUAGACAGCUGCAGUUGUAUGUAGUCUGCUUCAGAAUUAACUGGUUUUAUUUAAACUUCUGUACCUAAUGAGCUUUUACUAGUUUGAAAAUUAUUGUUGAUUAAAAAAAAACUUGCUUUACAGAAA
Molecule: messenger RNA, 3066 nt
Organism: Lacerta agilis (Sand lizard)
Lineage: Eukaryota; Metazoa; Chordata; Lepidosauria; Squamata; Lacertidae
Gene: GCLM
Product: glutamate-cysteine ligase modifier subunit
Exons: 7
Coding region: 296-1120 (274 amino acids)
Biological process (GO): glutathione biosynthetic process
Cellular component (GO): glutamate-cysteine ligase complex
Molecular function (GO): glutamate-cysteine ligase catalytic subunit binding; enzyme regulator activity
Source: RefSeq, a predicted model, not a curated record